UUCCGGCGGAAAGACACAGCUGCGGCGCACAGGCUGCUGUUUUUAUGCUAAAGCUAAAGGCGAAAUUAACAUAAAUUUCACCUUUUCUGCUCGUCUAAAAUGGCGAACAGAACCGUAAAGGACGCGAACAGCAUCCACGGCACCAAUCCACAGUACCUGGUGGAGAAGAUCAUCCGUACGCGCAUUUACGAGUCUAAAUACUGGAAAGAGGAGUGCUUCGGUUUGACCGCUGAGCUGGUGGUGGACAAGGCCAUGGAGCUGAAGUUUGUGGGCGGAGUCUUUGGAGGAAACAUCAAACCAACGCCGUUUCUGUGUCUGACGCUAAAGAUGCUUCAGAUCCAACCAGAAAAAGACAUCAUCGUGGAGUUUAUCAAGAACGAGGAUUUCAAGUAUGUGCGUUUGCUGGGGGCCAUGUACAUGCGUCUGACUGGAACAGCGGUGGACUGUUACAAGUAUCUGGAGCCACUCUACAACGACUACCGCAAAAUCAAGACACAGAAUCGCAACGGAGAGUUUGAGCUGAUGAAUGUGGAUGAAUUCAUCGAUGAACUGCUUCACGCCGAGAGAGUCUGUGACAUCAUCCUCCCCCGACUUCAGAAGCGGCAGGUGUUGGAGGAGGCGGAGAUGCUGGAGCCCAGGGUCAGCGCUUUGGAAGAAGAUCUGGACGAAGUGGAGAGCAGCGAAGAAGAGGAGGAUCAGGACGAGAAGAUGGAGCGUGUGCCGAGCCCGGAGCCUCAUCGCCGUGGUUACAGAGACAGUGAUCGUCCGCGCAGGUCGCCGUCACCGAGAUACCGCCGCAGCCGCUCGCCCCGGAGGAGGAGCCGAUCUCCAAAGAGACGCAGUCCGUCUCCGCGCAGAGAAAGACACCGAAGCAAAAGCCCCAGACGCCACAGAAGCAGGUCCAGAGAACGAAGACACCGGUCCAAGUCCCCGGGUCAUCACAGGAGCCACAGACACAGGAGUCACUCCAAGUCUCCAGAGAGGAGUUCAAAAAAGAGCCACAAGAAAAGUCGGCGACACGAGUGACUCGAGUGACUGGAGUGACGCUGGUUUAUUCGGCCCACGGUUGCAGCUGUUGUUUAAACAUUUUGUACAGUUUUGUUUAUAAUCAUUUUCUAUUGUACCCUGUCUACAACAGUUUAUUAAAUAAGACAAAGUGACCUGAGUGACCUGAGUGAAGCGGGUGACCUGAGUGAAGCGGGUGACCUGAGUGAAGCGGGUGACCUGAGUGAAGCGGGUGACCUGAGUGAAGCGGGUGACCUGAGUGAAGCGAGAGACCUGACAGUCCUGAAAUCUGUGACCUGAGUGAAAGCGAGUGACCUGAGUGAAGCGAGUGACCUGAAAUCUGUGACCUGAGUGAAAGCGAGUGACCUGAGUGAAGCGAGUGACCUGAAAUCUGUGACCUGAGUGAAAGCGAGUGACCUGAGUGAAGCGAGUGACCUGAAAUCUGUGACCUGAGUGAAGCGAGUGACCUGAGUGACCUGAAAUCAGUGACCUGAGUGACCUGAAAUCUAACAGUGAAGAGUCACAAACAGUAACUUGGAUAAUAAAUAAAGUCAUUUUCUUUACAAACUGUGGACUAUGACGUGA
Periophthalmus magnuspinnatus is the source of this 1590-nucleotide messenger RNA. RefSeq names its product pre-mRNA processing factor 38A (gene prpf38a). The transcript is spliced from 10 exons. The record is from RefSeq and is a predicted model, not a curated record. NCBI's taxonomy places the organism in Eukaryota, Metazoa, Chordata, Actinopteri, Gobiiformes, Gobiidae. The coding region runs from base 100 to 1026 and encodes 308 amino acids. Gene Ontology annotation, cellular component: precatalytic spliceosome.